GGAUGACAAUAUGAGUGAUCAAUGUGGUUUAACUCAAGCCGGUCUUGAAGAAUACAACAGUCGUUCCUAUUAUGAUCAGCCAGUAUUUCAUCAUCAAAAGCAAUCAUCGUAUGCGCAAUCAGAAGGUUAUCACAGUUAUGUCUCCAGUUCUGAUUCAAGUUCAGCAACACCAUUCUUGGACAGAUUGCGCCAAGAAAGUGAUUUAUUAUCACGACAAUCAUCACACCGUUGGUCACAAAGUGAUUUAUCAGCUAGUAGUAAUGCAUUAUCAACAUUGAAUAUUGGUAACAAUAAUAAUAACAAUCAUAAUAAUAUUAAUAAUAUAAAUAACAGCAAUAUUGAGAAUAAUAGUUCUGAGAGUACAUCAUCAACAGAAACCUUAAAAUGGUUAGGUUCAAUGAGUGAUGUAUCAGUUGUUAGCCAUUCCACAAGUACAUCUGGAAUAUCUAGUUCUGUAUCAACAUCUCAAUUAAUAGUACAUAGUUCAAGAGUACGUACACCAAAACGACAUCACAGUGAGAGUGUACUAUAUAUGCAUGAUGAAAAUCAACAAUUACAACAAUCAAAUUUACAACAACAUCAACACCUUCAAUUAGAUCAAACGGCUGUGAAUAGUAUUAGUAAUAAUAAUAUAAGUUCAAAUGAUUAUAAUCAAUUAUCAAAUACAAAAUUUAUUUGUUCAUCAACAAAUUUAAAUAAUAAAAUAAAUUCAAAUGCAAAAAUAAAUAAUUCAUCGCAAUUAUUAAUAAAUAGCAAUAAUUGUGGAUUACCAUCCGUAACACAACAAUCACAACAUAAUAAUCAAUAUAUUAGUAAUCAUCAACUACAUUCAUAUUUGAAUCAAAGUCAAUCGAUGACGGUUAUGCAACAUAAACAACAACAACAACAGCAACAACAACAACAACAACAAUUACAACAACAUCAAAUAAAAUUGAUGCAAACAAGUGGUAUACCGCAAGUAUCACCAACAUCAAUGCUUAAAGGUAUUGUUACAACUGCAGCAACAGCAACAACAUCAUCUUCAUUAAUUUCAAAUAAUCAAAUGACAAUUUCACAACAUGGAAACAAUCAAAAUAAUGAUAGCAAUAGUAGUGGAAGUAGCAUUAGUAGCAAUUGUAGUAGUAAUCAAACAUUAAAUAAUAUUACUACAAGUACAGCAAUAUCACAAACUCUACACUCACCCGUAUCUUCAGGAAAAAUAAUAGAUUCCUUAACUACAUCACCAGUUUCAUUAUCAAUAAAUAUUCCGUCAGUGUCAUCCUCAGUUACAUCAAUUUUAAAUGGUAAUAAUUCGUUAGGUUCUCCUGUAUCAUGUGUGUCAACAGCAGAAGUUUUAGCAUCCUUAUCAUCCGUUGUAGGAAAACAGCAUUCUGAAGAUCUUAAUAAUUCUUUAAUAUCGUCAUCAUCUCUAAUACCGCCGUCAUCUCCUUCACCUAUAUCAUCAACAUUAAUUAUAAGUGUUACAACAACUACCACAACAACAUCUUCAUCAUCUUCUACAAUUUCUUCUUUGUCAUCGGCUUCAUCAUCAUCAUCUUCUACUUCAUACCGAAAUAAUCAUAGACUUUUUCCAGUAAGCACUUAUGUGGAAAAUGAACAAGUUCAAAAUGCCUUAAGAAAUGGUCAACAAAAUCAACUUAAUCAGCAACAACAGCAUCAUCACCAUCACCACCAUCAUCACGGUCAGCAGGCAACUUUGAAUCCAAGCCAACUUAAACAUCUUUCGUCAUUAAAGUCGAAUAAUUAUUGGCAAUCGGUAGCAGAUCGUAUUAAUAGUUAUGAACAACAGCAAACUUAUCUACCAAAUUCUUCAAUAACUGUUGCAUCAGCGCAUCAUCAUCAUUAUCAUGGACUAACAAACACAACUGAAGUAAAUCCUACAAAUAAUUGUGUAACAACAAAUACACAACAACCACUUCAUCAGCAAUCAUCACCAUCACCAGUACCAUCGCAAAUAAUUCCUUCAUCAUCGCCAUCACAAAAUCUAUCAACAACAUUAACAGCAUCGACAGCGCAAUCACUGAUAUCUAUAAGCCAACAACAACAACAACAAAAAUUUACAUAUAUUGAUCCGAAUAAAAUUCAUCGUGUGCCAAACCCACAAUUAAAAGCAUUACAAAAAAAUGCUGUGCAAUCUUACUUUGAGCGACAGCAAUUAAAUUCAUCAAAAGAAUCAUUUAAAAAUUAUUUACCAGCAACAAAUUUAUUACGACCUCAUUCAUUGCAACCGCAAAAUUCACCAAAAGAAGUGAUUGCAACCCACGUAAGAAAUUCACUACCUAACACUUUUACAAUUUCAAGUAGUGUAACAUCACAAUCACAACAACAAAAUACUCAAAGAGGCCUUAAUUCAACAAAUAUGAUAAUUAGUCAACAUCAACAAGCUCAAAGUUGCCAACGUUUAGUUCCUCAACAAUUAGUAACAUCAAUUGAUAAUGAAUUUCAAUCGAGUGCAGAAAUAACAAAUGGUAAUAAUGUUCCUCCACCGCCUCCACCCCGUUCAAGAUCUUAUAUGCCAGUUAGAAGAUCAUCAUCUGCCUCAGAUUAUGGAGACCUUCGUGAUAAUUAUUUACGCUCAAAAGAAAAUCAAAUACCAGCAAUUACGACUGUUAAAAACCUUGCAAAACUAGAUAAAUCAUCAUUUAAUGAUUGUGGAGUACCACCACCACCUCCUCCUCCUAGAGGUAAAACUUCAAUGCCUGUCAGACGUACAUCUUCAGCUUCUGAGCAUGCAGCAAUUCGUGAUAAAAAUUUGAAAACUAAACAAAAUUUCUCAAAAGAUCUUUUAGGUCCAAUGAUAAUGGGACCAAUUAUUUCAGUUGAUGAUUGGGUUCCAGAACGUCCACCAAAGAACCCUCAACUACGAAUUCCAAGUCCAGAUUUACCACCUCCGCCUGUUGCAAAUAUAGAAACUGAUAACAGUUUAUUAAAUUUAGAUGAGCCGUUACCACCACCACCUCCAGAAAUUUUACGUCAUCUUAGACAAGCAUCAAAUGAUGAAACAAAAACACCAAGUAGACGAAAUAGUUUUGCUGGUUCCUGUAAUGGUAAAAAAUCAUAUAAACCAGCUCCGAUUUCAUUAGAGCCUGGAACAAAUGAAACACCACCGUCAGUACCUCAAAAACAGCAAUCUCCUACAGUUACUGGUGCUCCAGCUAAUGCUGAGAUUGUUCGUAGUAGACCUCCAUCUAGUUUAUCACAACAACAAAUGCUUGUUAGCAGUACUCAUAAAGUUAUUCUUAAUGGAAAACUUGAACAUUCUCAACCUUUAAAUCAACAAACAAUUCCAAACUAUGCUUUUCCAUCAUCAUCAUCACAAUCAACACUAUUAGAUUUCAGUGGAGGUUUAAGUGCUUUACAAAAGAAUAUUGAUGUAAGAAUGUCAUUACGAAAAAGACCACAUCCAACUCCAAAUAUUCCACUUAAACCAAUUGAAUUAAAUUAUCAAAAUGAUAGUAAUUCACAAUCACGUUCACAUUUAUCUGGAAAUAAUGUAAAAUCACCUCCACCACUUAAACCAAGAAUGCCAAUUGGUGGAACUGACAUUACAUCAUCUGGUGCUAAUAAUAAAUUAAGAUCUGAUUCCACUUUCGAGUGCGAGCUCGCCUGUUUAUUAUUGUCUUAG
This is a messenger RNA of Condylostylus longicornis, 3625 nucleotides long. RefSeq names its product protein Shroom-like. Bases 11 to 3625 code for a protein of 1204 amino acids. The transcript is spliced from 5 exons. NCBI's taxonomy places the organism in Eukaryota, Metazoa, Arthropoda, Insecta, Diptera, Dolichopodidae. The record is from RefSeq and is a predicted model, not a curated record.